GCGCGCAAAGACGCACACAAAGCCGACGUCAGCAUGCAUACGCUUAAAUCGACAAAUAAAAAUCCGGCGAUACUGGUUAUAAUCCAGAAUUCGUAAAAAAAGAAGGAAUCGACUCUGUUAACACUUGUUAUCAUUUAUGCAUAAAAAAUGAUUGCGAGCAUCACAGAAAAGUUACAUUGUACAGGUGUCAGUGCACUAGUCACACGUACUACUUUCAGAUGGUUGUCAACGUCAGCUUCUGUGAAAACAUCUCUUAAGGACACAAAAGAAACAGCACAAGCAGACAUGGAUGACGAUAUUCUUACAAAAGAGAUAGGAGACAGUGGGGUGAUAAUUUUAAAUCGGCCCAAGACACUGAACGUCUUAAAUAUGCCUAUGGUCCAAAAAAUCUACACCGCUCUCAAAACCUGGGAAUCUUCGAAGAAGCUGGUAAUAAUAGAGGGUACAGGUGAGAAAGCGUUCUGCGCGGGUGGCGAUGUCAAGGCACUUGUCACAAUAAGUGGGCCGAAAUCAACGACUCUAGGGGAAGAAUUUUUCAAGAGGGAAUACACUUUAAAUCAUUUAAUUGGAACAUAUAAGAAGCCUUACAUAGCUCUCAUUAAUGGAAUAACGAUGGGAGGUGGUGCUGGAUUAUCCGUACACGGUAAAUACAGAAUCGCCACGGAGAAAACGCUUUUCGCUAUGCCAGAAACAGCGAUAGGACUGUUUCCCGAUGUUGGUGGGACUUAUUUCUUGCCACGGCUAAAGGAGCAUUUGGGAACUUACCUGGGACUGACGGGUUUCAGACUGAAAGGUGUUGACGUGCUUCUUGCUGGGAUUGCAACGCACUUUGUACCGUCGGAAAAGCUGACGGAUUUGAAACGUGAUUUGUUGAUGUCGCAAGAUGAUCGAGACGUCGAGAAGAUCUUGAAUAAAUAUCAACCAAAAUUAAAUCAUGAAUUCGUCUUGGCGCCUCGCAUAUCGCAAAUAGAACAAUGUUUCUCUGCUCCAUCCGUUGAAGAAAUAAUUGAGAGAUUGAGAAAAGACAAUUCGGAAUGGGCGCAGAAGAAUGUAGAGGUGCUGCUAAAAAUGUCCCCAUCUUCUCUUAAAAUCACCAAGAAAGCGAUCGAUGAGGGAAGUAAAAAAUCUUUGGCAGAAUGUUUAGAAAUGGAAUAUAGAUUAGCAUACACCGCUUUGGGCGAGGAGAGUGAUUUCCAUGAAGGUGUCAGAGCUCUCCUGAUCGACAAAGAUCAGAAACCGGUAUGGAAGCCGGCCACCUUGAAAGACGUCACGAAUGAAUACUUGAAUAGACGAUUCGCGAUACUUCCUGCGGAGAAAGAAUUAAAACUUGGCUGUAAUAGCAAGCUGUAAGAAUAUUAAAAAACCGAUAUUAAUUGAAUAAUGCUACAAAGCAAGUUCUUACAGAUCCUAUUUUUAUAUUGCAAUUUUGAACAAGUUUAUAUUUAUAUUUGAAGUUCUAAACUUUGUUAUUUUUUUAUCUGUUGUGCUUCUAUACAUGUUGACUUUGCCACAUCUUCUUGUAAUAGAUAAUAUAUAUAUUUUGUAAGUUAAUUAUCAAUAAAAAGCAUUUUGUAAGCAAA
This is a messenger RNA of Ooceraea biroi (clonal raider ant), 1580 nucleotides long. RefSeq names its product 3-hydroxyisobutyryl-CoA hydrolase (gene Hibch). Gene Ontology annotation, molecular function: 3-hydroxyisobutyryl-CoA hydrolase activity. Lineage: Eukaryota; Metazoa; Arthropoda; Insecta; Hymenoptera; Formicidae. Gene Ontology annotation, biological process: L-valine catabolic process. The record is from RefSeq and is a predicted model, not a curated record. Gene Ontology annotation, cellular component: mitochondrion.